CCCGCCGAUCUGGGGAGAGCCGCGCUCGGCCGCGCGGCACCGUUUCCUCCGAGAUGUUCGGGGACGCGGCGGCCGGCGCACUGGAUGUGCAGUCGGUGUGGAGGAGGGACCAGGGGGCCCGCUGCGAGGAGAAGAGCACCCAGACCGGCCCCGUCCCCACGGCCGAAGGGGCGGCCCAGACCCGCCGCAGCCGGGAGGUCGGCGUCCAGGCGGACCCCGAGGCCGGCCCCGCCCGGUCCCUGGCCUUCCUGCCGCCGGCCCUGGUGGAUUACGCCGGGCUGCGUGCCUUCCUGCAGCGGGUGGAGGAGCCGGUCGUCCGGGAGCUGGACAAGAACUGGAAGAGCCACGCUUUCGACGGCUUCGAGGUGAACUGGGCGGAUCCGAAUGAAACGGUCUCUUGCGCGCACAGCUUGUCAUACCCGGAAGCUCAGGAGCUCAGCCUGCAGGUCACCAGCGUCUCCUGGAACGCCACGGGGGCCGUCCUCGCUUGUUCCUACGGCAGACUGGAUGAUGGAGACUGGAGCUCCGAAAAAUCCUUCCUCUGCACUUGGAAUCUCGACCGCCGAGCACUGAAUCCCCAUCGCCCAGACCUCGUGGUGGAGAUCCCCAGCGCGCUCAUGUGCAUCGCUUUCCACCCCCAGCAGCCUUCGCUCAUCGCUGGUGGCCUGUUCAACGGAGAGGUCUUGAUAUGGGACACCAGCAGGGAGGAAGACCCUUUGAUCUGGAGGACCGGAAUGACUGACGACACUCACACUGAUCCUGUUUACGAGGUCAGCUGGCUCCGAGACUCCCGGCAGGCCCGCUCCUUCCGUGUCUUGAGCAUCUCCACGGAUGGGAAGAUCCUGGUCUGGCAGGAAGAGAGAGACGGCCUUCUCCACCCUGCUGGCGGUUUUGCCUUGGUCCAGCAGCAGAUUCCCAGGAGCACAAAGCUUAAGAAGCAUUCUCAAGGAGACAUGGUGGUGGGCGUGACGUCCAUCUCCUUCUCCCACUUCGAGCCCAGCGUCUUCGUGAUCGGCACGGAGGGCGGCUACUUGAUGAAGUGCUCGACCGCGGUGGAAACGGCCGCUGUCUUUCAGAAGGCCAGCUCCGUCCCCCUGAAGGCCCCCGCCCAGUUCGUCUUCGCCCCUCAGGGAGGCCCCGUCUACAGCGUCAGCUGUUCACCUUUCCACAGGAACCUGUUUUUGAGCGGAGGGACUGACGGGCACGUUCAUUUACACUCCAUGCUGCAAGCUCGCCCCCUUCUCUCCCUUCAACUGUCGAAGAAAUACAUUUUCAGCGCGAGGUGGUCGCUGGUACGGCCCUUGGUUUUCGGAGCUGCUUCAGGGGAAGGGGAGGUGCAGCUGUUCGAUUUUGCAAAGAGCUCCCAGAAGCCCUUGGUUUCGAUCAGGCAGACGCCCAACCAGUGCCCUGUCUACUGCCUGGAGUUCAACCCCCAGCAGCCCCAGCUUCUUGCCGCCGGAGACGGCAGCGGAACGGUGAAGGUCUGGCAGCUGAGUUCGGAUUUCACCGAAGCGGGCCCGCGAGAGAUGAGCCACCUCGACCAGUUGGCCAACGAGGUUACCGAUUAAAGUCCAGGGAGUUGGUGUUUCUUAAUGGACAGAUGUGCAAGGCUGGGUGAGAAAGUCCCUUUGCUGGGUGCC
Candoia aspera is the source of this 1640-nucleotide messenger RNA. RefSeq names its product dynein 2 intermediate chain 2 (gene DYNC2I2). The record is from RefSeq and is a predicted model, not a curated record. Gene Ontology annotation, cellular component: cytoplasmic dynein complex; ciliary plasm. Bases 54 to 1568 code for a protein of 504 amino acids. Gene Ontology annotation, molecular function: dynein light chain binding; dynein heavy chain binding. The transcript has 9 exons. Lineage: Eukaryota; Metazoa; Chordata; Lepidosauria; Squamata; Candoiidae. Gene Ontology annotation, biological process: intraciliary transport.